UCGAUUUAGUUUCACUUUCACCCUGUUCUCUCAGUCUCGCGCCUCGUCGUUUGAUCGUCGAGGAUAAAUUAUAUUUUUACUAAAUUUCACAGUCAGAGUUUCAGUAGUGAGCAGAAUUUUACCUGUAGCUACACCUGAACUUUACCUGCACAGAAAUGACUUCUAUGGAUAUGAGCCCUGCGUCUAAGAAAGAGGUUGAUGGAUUCACUAAGAAGUCCAUUAAAGAGGCAGAGCAGCUGGUCUCAAGUUUCUUCCCGCAGAUGAUUGCCAAGAUGGACAACCUGUUGCAGGCCUCCCUGGGUUCAGAGGACCUGUCUGCUCUCAGGGCUCCUCUGGACAUCCCGAUCCCGGACCCCGCCAAAGAGGAGCUGAAGAAGAAGAAGAAAAGUGAGAAAGAAGGAAAGGAUGGAAAGAAAGACAAAGGAGAUAAAGAAGAGGAGGAAGCUGGUCCUCUCUGUGGUCCGAUUGCUGUUAAUGAGAAAGUCGAGAGUCUCAUCAAAGAAAUUAAGCCUCACAUUCAGACUCUGAAAGAAAAUCUCAACACUGUAUCAAUGUGGGUGCAGCUCCAGAUCCCCAGGAUUGAGGACGGGAACAAUUUCGGUGUGGCCGUUCAGGAGAAAGUGUUUGAGCUGCUCACCAACACUCGCACCAAGAUCGAGGGAUUCCAAACACAGAUCACAAAGUAUUACACUGAGAGGGGAGAUGCUGUAGCCAAAGCUUCCAAACAGCCGCAUGUGGGAGAUUACAGGCAGCUCGUUCAUGAGUUGGAUGAACAUCAGUAUCGUGAGCUGCGUAUUGUGGUUCUGGAGAUCCGCAACACAUACGCUGUGUUGUUUGAUGUCAUCACCAAGAACUUUGACAAGAUAAAGAAACCCAGAGGAGAGUGCAAAGCUCUGAUUUACUGAGGAAUAAACCCCGUCUGUGCCGUCAGUUCAGACUCGAAUAAAGGAGAGAGAGAGAGAUACAUAUCAUAUCGUAUUUCAUUUGAGACGCUUUCUCAGCUUCAGCCACAGUUCAUCUAAAAUUACAUUCAUGACAUGGGCUUGUAUUUGUUUGUAGUCGCAUCAUUUAAUAAACCUUGUACAACAAUGA
This is a messenger RNA of Astyanax mexicanus (Mexican tetra), 1092 nucleotides long. RefSeq names its product proteasome activator subunit 1 (gene psme1). Bases 156 to 905 code for a protein of 249 amino acids. The transcript is spliced from 11 exons. Gene Ontology annotation, molecular function: endopeptidase activator activity. Gene Ontology annotation, biological process: positive regulation of endopeptidase activity; regulation of G1/S transition of mitotic cell cycle; regulation of proteasomal protein catabolic process. Lineage: Eukaryota; Metazoa; Chordata; Actinopteri; Characiformes; Acestrorhamphidae. The record is from RefSeq and is a predicted model, not a curated record. Gene Ontology annotation, cellular component: proteasome activator complex; cytoplasm; nucleoplasm.